CAUUGAACCCCACACUUCAAAGUUAAAGCUCCAGCUACGUAUUCAAUGUACCUGCUUUGUAGUCGCGAUUUGACUUUGACUUUAAGAAGCAAAUCUGAUAAUACUAAGUACACUUUUACUAAUUCACGUCAAUUAAACUAAUCGCGAAAACCCAAGACAGGCAUUAUAUUCAAGGCUAAGCUUGUAUCCCUAGAAGGAAUCAAUUGUCGUUAAGAGCUUGUUUGGCCAACAGAACCGGAAGUUUCAAAGGAAAGAUCUGAAAAAAGAAUAAAAGAACCGAAUAAUUAAUACACUGCCCUACACCCGUGCCUUAACACAUAAACUUGAGCUGGGGCAAACGUCAUCUGAGAGAAACAGCUCCACCCGCUUCCACCGGAACGACACACACCAUGGCGCAUCUCUCGGCACUUUCGCCCACCACAUCUAGACCCAUAAGUUCUCGCGGCUUCACCCUGGGCGUUUCGUCCUCCUCCUCUGAGGAUGAAGAUGAUGACGCCCCCCUCCCCUUCCCCAUGGCGCUCCCGCGCUCCGACUUCCUAGCCCCGGACUUUGACCCGGCAGAAUACCUCUCCUCCCUAGCGAACCGCCACCAGACCCUCGAAGACUUGCGCUCCGACCUACGCGAGCGCAGUUCUGCCAUCAGCACCGAGCUGCUCGAGCUCGUCAACACCAACUACACCAGCUUUUUAAGCUUGGGGGACGAACUGAAAGGUGGCGAAGAGAAGGUCGAGGAUGUCCGGGUAGCGCUUCUCGGGUUUCGGCGAGCUGUGGAGGAGAUCAAGGGCCGGGUUAGAGAAAGGGGGUUAGAGGUUGGUGGGCUAAAUAAAGAUUUGGGUACUGUGAGAAGUGACAUCGAGACGGGAAGGAAGAUGUUGGAUCUUGAUGAGAGGAUAUCCGCGCUCGAGGGACGGCUGGCGGUGGGAAGUACGGGGGCAGAUAGUGAUGACAGUGACGAGGACGAAGAGGAUGAAGAGGAAGAUGAGCUACAUGGGGCAGUGGGGAGCAGCUCUACGAAGCUCGCCCGGCUAGCAAGUGACUACGUCGCAAUAGAUGAGCUGGCCACCGAGAUUGGAAGGGAGACGCCUUUUGUACGGAAAGCGGAGGAAAGACUGGUGAGAUGUCGCAAUACCAUCCUUCUAGACUUGGGGGUGGCAUUGAAGGAGACCAAGAAGGUAGGCCAAAAGGGGCAACCAAAAUUACUCAAGCUCAUGAGUGUCUACUCUCUGCUAGACGCCCAAGUAGAAGCAGUCAAGGCCUUGAAGAGCAAAUAAGGAUCUAAGAACGACUUCGUUUGACAUUUGUCUAGCAUUACGAGCAUGACCGUAAAGAGAGAUACCCAAAUAUGUGGCUUGCUCAAAUAAUAUGAUACAUUUUUACA
Molecule: messenger RNA, 1378 nt
Organism: Hypoxylon fragiforme
Lineage: Eukaryota; Fungi; Ascomycota; Sordariomycetes; Xylariales; Hypoxylaceae
Product: oligomeric golgi complex component, COG2-domain-containing protein
Exons: 1
Coding region: 390-1271 (293 amino acids)
Biological process (GO): intra-Golgi vesicle-mediated transport; protein transport; Golgi organization
Cellular component (GO): membrane; COG complex
Source: RefSeq, a predicted model, not a curated record